Molecule: messenger RNA, 1942 nt
Organism: Oreochromis niloticus (Nile tilapia)
Lineage: Eukaryota; Metazoa; Chordata; Actinopteri; Cichliformes; Cichlidae
Product: snaclec stejaggregin-B subunit beta-1
Exons: 1
Coding region: 824-1582 (252 amino acids)
Source: RefSeq, a predicted model, not a curated record
CAGUGAACCUCCAACAAUGUGAACCUCUGCAAAUAAUUGUAUGUCUGUGAUUGGUUUUGUGUUUUUGCUUUGUUUGUUAGCAGAAAGUUUGGAUGGCGUUGCAUGAACUCUUUACAAGAUGAGAGGCUUGGACCCUUUUAGAAGUCAUUAAAGUUUAGAGUUGAACUGAAAUCAGAUCUGUGUGACGAAAGUUUUAGAAAAAUUUGUUACUGUUUCAGUUUUUACCUCAAACAAAUAUCAACCACAGAUAAGACAAAUGGAACAUAUCUUGAUUUUCAUCUUUAAUGAUCCAGAACCAGAUAUCAUGUAGUGACAAAGUUCAUCCAUUAUUUCAAUAAAAGACUGACCCCUGCAGACAGCUUAAUUGGGUUCUUAAUUUGUUUCUUUCUUUUCAUUUUUAGAAAAUCAGAUGAGAUGUCAAUACAUACUAAUAUAGAAAUACAGAACAUGUGAAAAUGUUCACAAACGUGAAAACACCAGACAUAAGAUAAAAUGGUCAUUCAAGUUUAGAUCCACUUCAGAAUUUAAAAAUCUUGCUUGUUUACUUUCUGAUGAUGAACUUAUUGUACUGUAUUUGUUAGAUACUUGUUGCAAUUCUACUCACAAGAGGACAAUAUAAACAUGAAUUGGCCUAAACUAAAAUACAAAUGAACAGCACGUGUGAUUUGUCACAUACCUCCUGAAUACUAUAGGUUCAGCGAAGGGAAGGGCCACCCCAAUGCAAAUAUUUUGGGACAAAUACGAAAGGCUCAUAGCUUUUCAAGUACCAUCCCUCCUCUUUUAACCUUUAUCAUAGAGCAAAAUACUUUAAAACAAGUAAACAAUGGAUCUAUUCUUCAUGUGCAUCAUGCUGAGCUUCUCUGGAAUUUUUACCAAGUAUGUUUAUAUUGAAGAUGAAAAGAAUUGGCAGGAUGCUCUGACAUACUGUCGGCAGCAAUACACAGACCUGGCUCCUGUCAGUAAUGAACAGGAUAAUCUCAAACUCCAGCAGCUCUCUGGUAUUCUCAGUAGUACAUCCUGGCCAUGUAUCUGGAUAGGAGCGGAAAGAAAUUGCUCCAACAGAGAGCAAUGGCUGUGGUCAGGGGGUGGAGUGCCUACCACAUGUUUCUGGUCACCAGGUGAGCCUAACGAUUUUUUGGGUGUUGAAGACAGUGGCUGUCUGCAGAAAAACGGGUGGAAUGAUGCAAACGCACAGGACAACAAAACAUUCUUCUGCUACCACGCAGUAGUAGUGGAGGAGGAAAAGACUUGGGAGGAAGCUCUAGAGUACUGCAGGGAGCACCACGAUGACCUGGCCAGUGUGGCGUCUGAGACCGAGAUGCUGCUUAUCCAGAGAGAACUGAAGAAACAUAACAGCACUGAACAUGUCUGGAUUGGUUUGCAUUUCUUCUCUCUGGUUGGACAGGCAGGCUGGCUGUGGGUGGACAGGCAGGAGAUGGACUACGAGGCCUGGGAUGAAGGGUGGAAACCAACAUGUCCUGAUCAGAGGAUGGAGUGUGCAGCCAUACAGGUGACAGAAGGGACUGAGGGUGUUUGGGGGGCUCAUGACUGUGAAGAGAAACUUAAUUUUGUUUGCUACUGAGGUAAUAUGCUUUGCAAAAUCAAUUUUAAAUAUUCAUUUUUGUUACUAUAGUUGCUUGGUAUUGUCCUUUGUUCAUUGUUCAUUUUGCUCCUUGAUGUGAAUUUCUUGUCAGAAGUCUGGUAGCACUGGGGUUCAACUCUGUAAAAUGAAAUAAUAACAGUAAUUUUUUUAAAUGUGAUGUCGUUUGAGAUUAUCCUUUUGUUUGCAUGCAGAGUGAACCCACACAAUUUGCAGUGACCAGAGUUGUGUGAAACUCUGCUGGACUUUCGGCCUGACUCAGUUAAGAGUAUUGACAUUAGAUAUAUAUUGUAUCUACAAGAAACAUUCUUGUGUGUGUGUUUUUUGGCUUGGUUCAGUUAG